ACAUUUUGCGAACCCUGGUCCACUUAGUGUGCUUGCUGCAGCCGUCACAUAUGUAACACUGAACGCUUGCAUUUUUAUUUGAUUCUUCGUUGGACUGGACAUGCGCACGCCCAUUGGCUGCGCUAAUUUCAUCGGUCCUGUACUCCUCUGGUUUCUCAUCCCCUUUCACCUGCGCGUCUCGCACUGCGCUGGACUCGGUAGGGGGAGGCCUGCCCGAGCGCCCCCUUCGUGCCUGCCGACGUGCUUACCGCUUGGCCGCCCUCCCCAUCCCCCCUCGCGGCAUUUUAUCGCUCAUCAGUCGCGGGCGGCUGGCCCCUGCCCGCGGGCGAUGGGUCAGGAAGGGUGUGGCGACGACCCCCCAUCAUGCCUCGUUUCGAUUACGAGGGCGUCUCGCGCAAAUCCUCUCUUGCCUUUCGCGCGGACUUUAGCGGGGUCCAUUGGCUUCCGAUCAGCAUACCUGCGCUCUUACGGAGUACACUAUUUCCUAACUUUGACAGGGGCAUGUGAAGCUUUGAACUCUCGAGAGGACCUGCCCUUUUUCUCCACCCCUUGACGCACGCUAUUCUCACUCGCUGAACGCAAUAGUCCGUCCUUAGCUGCGUCGGAAUAUUACUUGAACUCAUCACG
Xylona heveae TC161 is the source of this 627-nucleotide messenger RNA. RefSeq lists its product as hypothetical. The transcript has a single exon. Lineage: Eukaryota; Fungi; Ascomycota; Xylonomycetes; Xylonales; Xylonaceae. The record is from RefSeq and is a predicted model, not a curated record. Bases 101 to 553 code for a protein of 150 amino acids.